Culex pipiens pallens (northern house mosquito) is the source of this 2693-nucleotide messenger RNA. It is a transcript of the gene lovit, whose product is annotated as proton-associated sugar transporter A. Gene Ontology annotation, biological process: microtubule-based process. The transcript has 4 exons. Gene Ontology annotation, cellular component: membrane; microtubule. Gene Ontology annotation, molecular function: GTP binding; sucrose:proton symporter activity. Bases 699 to 2675 code for a protein of 658 amino acids. Lineage: Eukaryota; Metazoa; Arthropoda; Insecta; Diptera; Culicidae. The record is from RefSeq and is a predicted model, not a curated record.
GAAUUUGUACUCGCGACCUGAUCGGACCUGACUGUUUUUCGUUUGGACCAUUUUAGAGAGAUUGUGGUUGAUCUUGUGGGGGUGCUGAUUUUCCAGCGAAUUUGACAAAGCCUGACCUUAAGUGAGAAUUCUAAUUGACUGGCUCGAUUCUAUUGUGGAGGAGGUCAAUCGAUUGGAAAGUGUAUUAUAUCAUUAAGAGCAUAUGUUGCAAAAAACCUUUGAAGGAGGUGUCGUUAAUUGAAUUAGAGAAUCGUUUUUUUUCCUCUUCCUGUGGAUGGUUUUAAGAAUAGCAACUCGGUCAAGAACGGAUUAUUUUGGAGUGAAGAACUAAAUUUGUGAAGAAUAACCUCGAUCGGUGGUGCGUGUAAUCAGUGGACAAUUAAAGCUCAUUCAUAAGGUGUCGCGACGCCCCCUCUUAAUCCUGCCCGCUCUCUUCACCUACCAGUGUGAGCGCGUUCUAAAGUGUGACUUUGUGUGUGGAGAAAUGUCGAAAGUUAUUACCGCAUCAUAAUGGAGCCCCGUUGUCGUCGUCGUCGAGUGGAUUAGCUAACUUUGGCUGACGAGACUUAGUACUCCAGCGAGAUAGAGUGAGAAAAAGAGAUAAUGGUGUUGUACUGUUCCAGCGAACUCAACCCUGGUGAUUUGUUUUAGUUUGGAGCAUAAAAAAGCAUAUAACAAAAAAACCCUACAAAUAAAAAAUGGACAAACUGCACGAUUACCAGGGUUGGACGGGACGGUUCCACGAGAUUAAGGAACGGGUUCGAGCUAGACAUGCGGCGUGGCGUGAAACGCGAGGAGGAGCGGGAGCAGGAGCGGGAGGAACCGGAAGUGGAUUAGGAGCGUAUCUGCGUGAAAGCAUUCGGACGCCCAACCAACGUCAGGACGCCGAGGGAAAUGUGGACUUUUCGCACAUUUAUCGCAAAAAGACCCGCCUGGAGCUGAUCCGCGUGUCGGCCGCCGUAAUGGGCAUCGAGUUCUCGUACGCCGCCGAGACGGCCUUCGUAUCGCCCACGUUGCUCAAAAUUGGCGUCCAACAUCAGCACAUGACCCUGGUGUGGUGCCUCUCGCCGCUGGUGGGCUUCUUCCUGACCCCGGUGCUGGGCUCGUUGAGCGAUCGCUGCAAGAGCAACUACGGCCGGAGGAGACCGUUCAUCUUUCUGCUUUCGGUGGGGGUCCUGCUGGGGUUGCUGUUGGUUCCGAAUGGGGAAGAUUUGGGGUACGCGUUUGGGGAUGUUGAUCCUUAUGCGAGGAAUUCGACGCUGCCGGUGCAGAGCGUGCUGCCUCAUCGAGCGACCGCGCUGGAAGCUGAGGAGACGAGCGAGGAGGUGCUGACGAGACCAAGUCAUCCGUGGGCGAUCUUCUUCACGAUUCUUGGGACUGUAAUGCUGGAUUUUGACGCUGACGCGUGCCAGAGUCCGUCGAGGGCUUAUUUGUUGGAUGUUACUAUUCCGGAGGAUCACGCAAGAGGAUUGUCUACGUUUACGAUCAUGGCAGGACUGGGUGGCUUCAUGGGCUAUUCCUUGGGUGGAAUCAACUGGGACGAUACAGCUAUUGGUAGGGCGUUUGGUGGGCAUGUGCGAGCCGUCUUCUCACUGAUCACGAUCAUAUUCAUACUGUGCGUAUCGUUCACCAUCACAAGCUUCAGCGAAAUCCCACUGUGGAUUCUGGAAGAAGAAAUCGAGCGACAAUACUCUCCAACGGCAACUGAAAGUAAGGAACAACCCCCGCCACCACUGCUUGUGCGAUCGUCGAGCGAACACGAACCACUGGAGAAGAUCGAGUCUUCCGCAUCGUACGGAACCGUCGAGGAAGAACACAUGCUGCAUGCACCACAGAAUCACCAGCGCCGUUUCACAAUGCCAGCCCCGAAUACCAAACGCGACUACGACGUUCUUCCAGGGGAAAACUGCGCCGAGACUUCGUUCACUAAGAACGUUGAUCCCACUACGUACGCAGCUGAUCCUUCCUCCAAGGGUGAAGUCGUAACGCUGUCAAUGUACCUAAAGUCGAUCAUUUUCAUGCCUCACUCGUUGCGAAUGGUUUGCCUGACGAAUCUGUUCUGCUGGAUGGCCCACGUCUGCUACUCGCUGUACUUUACGGACUUUGUCGGCGAAGCGGUCUUCGAGGGGAACCCGCAGGCGCUGGACGGUUCCGCGGAGUAUAUCCGGUACGAGGAGGGUGUCCGCUUCGGCUGCUGGGGUAUGGCCAUGUACUCGCUGUCCUGCGCGUGCUACUCGCUGGUGAUCGAGCGGCUGAUCAAGCGCUUCCGGGCUCGCAAGGUGUACAUCGGCGGGCUGCUGUUCUACUGCUCCGGCAUGACCAUGAUGGCGCUGACCAAGCACCGCGUCGGGGUGAUCUUGUUCAGCUGGACGGCCGGGGUGAUGUACUCGACGCUGUUUACGAUGCCGUACCUGCUGGUGGCGCACUAUCACUCGGAGGGGAUCUUUGAGGAAAUCAACCCCGAGGAUCAGCCGAAGGAGAAGGUAGUGAGAGGACUCGGCACCGACGUGGCGAUCGUCAGUUCGAUGGUCUUUCUGGCACAGUUUAUCCUCUCGAUCUGUAUGGGCACGAUCGUGUCCUGGACGGGAACCACGACGGCCGUCGUGAGUGUGGCGGCCUUUCUCAGCUUCUGCGGUGCCAUCGCGGCCACACAGGUUAUGUAUUUGGACUUGUAAGGAGGAACGGAAAGAAAA